UUACAAUGCUGAGGGUUAGCUGGAUGUAUCAGAAGUGAUAUAUUUGAACAUGCCAGUUGAAGAUGAAUGUGAUGCCUCUGAUUUCCAGAUCCGGGUGUUUGAACCUAAAGACUAUCCAGCUGUCAAAAGGCUGUUCAUUGAUGGCAUCAUGGAAAAUGUCACUCCAGCUUUCAAGGAAGCUCUCCCUCUUCCGGUCAACCUUACUGUUCUGGCAGGCAUCGCCGCAGUUACAUAUGUCCUGCCAGGCCAUCUCAGAUGGCUAGGAGUUGUGGUAGCCACCGCCUGGAUCGCAACUGUCUACUGGUGCUGCCACAUGUUUUAUGCCAUUUAUGUUAAAGACAAACUGGCAUCGGAGAUGAAAGACAUUGAGAAGCACUUUUUGUCAUCACCUGGUAAUUGUUAUUGGGUGGCAGAACACAAGAAAUUAAAAGUCAUAGGUGGAAUGGUGGCAGUGAAGAGUUGUGUUGGUGCAUCAAAGAAAGACAUAAUCACACCUGACCGAAAAAAUACACUAAACAAGAGCACACCUGCGAACAUUAUACCUGCUCAGGAGGAGAUGGGUGAUGAAUGUCCACGGCAAAAUAAUGCCCAAUCUGAUACCAGUCAUCACAAAGCAGAAUGUCAAAACACUGCUGAGAGCUGUGAGAUAUUCCGGAUGAUAGUAGACAGGCAGUACCGUCGCCAUGGACUUGGUGUUCGACUGAUUCAGACGGUGCUGGACUUUGCUCAGAAACGUGGAUAUAAGAAGUGUGUUUUGGGGACGUCGAAAGCCCAGAAGGCUGCACAGAAGUUGUAUCUCAAAGUCGGAUUUCAGCUUAUUAAAACAUUUGCCCUCAACAUUAACAGAUUUAUCAAUGUCCUAACUGGGACAAAGGAGUUUUACUUUGAAAAGCAGCUUUAGUGGCAGCCCCCCAGCUCAUUCCACCUUCCUAGAGCUUCUGCUUUAUGAUCGGUCUAUAAAAUUGAUGAGUCCAGUGUUGGUGUGUUCUUACACCCAAAGAGCUCCUCUAGCACUACACCAUUUUCUUCAAACACUGAUUCAGGAGGAUCACUGGGACCACAAUUUUAUUUUAUUCCACCCAGUUUGACAGUCAGCAAGGGUGUGGAAAUCUAAUGCCCGACUCGUCGGACACGGGUAAAUUGACCGUCGGACAAGCGUGUUUUCUGGUUUCAGUUGUCCGCGGACA
Molecule: messenger RNA, 1187 nt
Organism: Polypterus senegalus (gray bichir)
Lineage: Eukaryota; Metazoa; Chordata; Cladistia; Polypteriformes; Polypteridae
Product: N-acetyltransferase family 8 member 3-like
Exons: 2
Coding region: 50-901 (283 amino acids)
Molecular function (GO): N-acetyltransferase activity
Source: RefSeq, a predicted model, not a curated record